AUGGGGUUCCGGGUUGAAUGCGGGAAUUUAAUGCUUUCUGCACAUGCUCUUGCAGCUCUGCAAGAGUUCAAAGACGAGGAGCAAGACAGAAUUGCAAAAUUCAACAAGAUGUCUAUGAUUGCACAGGAAAGUUUUGAUCUCCAACAAAGAGAGGCCAAUGCGGUCCCUGAAGUGACUAUAGACGAUUUCAAAGAAGACUGGCAACUGUCACAGUUCUGGUAUUCUGACGAAACUGCCGAGAUUCUAGCCAGAGAACUACUAGCAGGAGCUACAGAGGACACCACAAUCUGCAUAGUGUCGGCUCCAUCAGUAUACGCUGCACUCAAAAAGUUCCCUCCAGCUGAAAUACCUACCAAACACAUAUAUUUGUUAGAGUACGACAUGAGGUUCAAAGUACUUGCGGGAAGCCAGCACUUUGAUUAUUAUGACUACAAUAAGCCUCUUGAAUUCAGAACCGAUCUGAAGGGUGCUUGUGACAGGAUUCUGGUGGACCCUCCAUUUUUGGAGAAAGACUGUCAAGUUAAAGCAUCGUUGACAGCAAGGGCACUUCUAAGGCCCAAUUCGCCCAAGAAUUCGGUCAUAGUUUGCACUGGAGAAAGGAUGAAAGACGUCAUAGCCAAGGUGUAUCCUACCACUAAGUUCACCACUUUUACCCCAGAGCACAAGAAUGGACUCAGCAACGAGUUCGGAUGUUAUGCUUCAUUUGAGUGCGAUUCCUGGAAGUUUGCUUAA
Molecule: messenger RNA, 732 nt
Organism: Kuraishia capsulata CBS 1993
Lineage: Eukaryota; Fungi; Ascomycota; Pichiomycetes; Pichiales; Pichiaceae
Exons: 4
Coding region: 1-732 (243 amino acids)
Molecular function (GO): protein-lysine N-methyltransferase activity
Source: RefSeq, a predicted model, not a curated record